This is a messenger RNA of Truncatella angustata, 1845 nucleotides long. RefSeq names its product fungal-specific transcription factor domain-containing protein. The transcript is spliced from 5 exons. The coding region runs from base 79 to 1632 and encodes 517 amino acids. Lineage: Eukaryota; Fungi; Ascomycota; Sordariomycetes; Amphisphaeriales; Sporocadaceae. Gene Ontology annotation, biological process: positive regulation of transcription by RNA polymerase II. Gene Ontology annotation, molecular function: transcription cis-regulatory region binding; DNA-binding transcription factor activity, RNA polymerase II-specific; zinc ion binding. Gene Ontology annotation, cellular component: nucleus. The record is from RefSeq and is a predicted model, not a curated record.
CAACACAAAAGGAAAUAUAAAGUCGCAAUACAAUAUACAUUGGGAGCCCGCCAUUGCCACGUUGGUCCUAAUCUUAUAAUGGUGAAUUGCCAAGCACCAAAGAUCAUGGAGUCAACCCCGUCUAAUCAGAAAGCGCCAGAAGACGUAGAAAAGCGUCAGUGCUGGGAGUGCCAAAGGCGGCGCCUCGUCUGCGAUGGCAUUCGUCCCGUCUGCAACAAAUGCAAGACUAAUAAAGUGGUCUGUCCCGGCUACGAGGAUAAGAAGCCGCUUGUAUGGCUGGCACCUGGGAAGGUGACAUCCCGCGUGCGCCGUGCCAAACCAACUGCAAGCAAGAAGAAUGGCCCCGGAAAAGCGACCGAAGAGAAGACUGAGGCUCUUAUGUGCCAAAAGAAGGCCCAGCCAAUGGUGGAGACAGUAUCCCGUAUAGAUCUGAGGUCCGACGCCGAAGAUGUUGUACAAGCAAUAUACUACUAUAAUGCAAGCAUCUUUCCCUCUUGGGAAUCUGUACGGAAACUAGCACCAGGUGGGUGUGAAUGGCUUGUACCCAUACCACUGGAUGCCCUACAUAAUGUGGAUGCAUCAAUCCGACAUAGCUUGACUCUCUGUGCUAUAGAAUAUCGCCUGCACUACCUGACAGGGGCAACAUCAAGCAACAGCAGUGAUGGGGACGACCUGCGAUCGAUGAGGACCAAAUCCCUUUACCACCGCGAUGUUGCCAUUCGAGCGCUCAGCGAAGCGAUUGGUGACGACAAGAGACGAGCCACGGAUGUUACCAUUGUUGGCGUACUAAUGUUCUUGUUGAUCGAUAUACGGCAAUGCGCACUUAACUGGCGAUAUCACUUCGUGGGCCUCACGUCCCUGAUGGAGCUUCGAGGCGGACCGAACGAAUACUUUAGGCUUGUUCCUCAUCUCAAAAUCCUGAUAGCUUAUUACUACAUUGUCGGUGUCAUUGGGAACACCACCAGCCCAGCACACGACUUGUUGUAUCCAACCCAGCAUGCCGAGUACAUCGACUUGAUAAAAAUGAUGUAUGAAGACGGAUUGUUCCCUACCCUUCUUUCUCCGCCAGCCCUGUUCUAUAUACUCGUCCGUAUCAACCUCCUCCGGCAGCAGGCAUCGCAGGCGUGUGAACCAACCAAUGCUCUUCAAUCUCAGGCCCGUAGGAUUAUGGAAGAAAUCGAGCUAUUCUCGCCAGCUGACUGGACAGGCUCACUAUCUUCAUGUGGCCCUGGGCUGCUCCUCGUAGCACAGAUGCACCAAUCCGCGGUGAUGGUCUACUGCAUAUCCUCGAUGCAGAGCGUGCAGGUUCUGCCUCGGUCUACAACCAUUGACUCCCUAAAGAAGAUCCACCACAAGCGACUGUUGUCACUUCUCAGAGAAGGAAUGUUCUCCACGGAACUCAAACCCGGUCUAUUGAAAUGCACAAUGUGGCUUUUGCUAGUUGCUGGCACUGAACUGCGGACCGGAAGCCUGGCAGAUCAGGCUUUCGUGGAAGAGCAGCUCGAAGACAUGUGUCAGGACAUAGGUUCGUCACUGCCACGGCUUGGGACGAUAGUCUUGAGGCGAUUCUGGAACUCAGAACGGGCCGGCUGGGAUGAUUGUUUUGAAAAGCCAUAUGCAUUCGUUACAUAAGAGCCAGAAUCAGACCGCCAAGUUUGAACAAAGUGCUGGCCUCGCCAAAAUCUCCAUUCCGAAAAAUGAGCUACAGAUGUACGGCCACAACACAUAUACAACAGUAUAUUGCGUUCGGCCUGUGCCGUUGAAUGUAGCUGAACGUAAUUAUCUCCACUCGCAUACAUGUAUUACUUUCAGGCGAAACAGAAAAAUUAGGAACAAUGAGUUAUG